AUGGCGCUGUCAACAAUGGCCCGGACUAGACUUAGGGACAUGGGACCCUGCCACCUCAGGCAUUGGCGUCGUUUUCCGGGCCGCCACUUGCCCGAAUGGAGCGGAGGAGGCUGGCACUUGUUAGGGAGGUACAACAGGCUAGACUUAGGGACAAGGCGGCAUUCCCAGAAGCAAUUCAGAAGCCGCAGCACCCAGGGCGCACAGCAAGAGCGCAGAAGGACAGCACAAGAAGGGCGCUGCAAGCAGGGGAGCGCAGCGCUGCAAGCAGGGGGGCGCAGCGGUAAGAGAGCGCAGCACUACAAGGGGCCGGAAGAGCACAGCACUUUGAUGGCAGAGGACAAGACGGGCUGGCGGUGCCCGGUCCCUGACGAUCCUGUCGACUCUGACAUCCUCAAGGAUCACGCUACCAUCAUCAAGAGGUGCCACGCCUGUCACAACGAGUGCCUUCGCUACUCUGCAACAGGGAACGUCACCAUCUCAGGAACAAAGUUCCAUGGCACCACCCCAGGAGCCCGGGAGUCGGUUGUGGGCUUCUUCGUCUGCCAGACCUGCCCCCCUCAUCCGAAGUCGUGGCGUCACGGGAGGCCCAUGCCCUACCGCCGGCUGUGGUGCAACAAGUGCCUGAAGUUCCUCAUCCCCGGGGCGUUCAGUUUGGCCUUCAACCACAAGCCGGAUGGGUCCUGGACACAGAAUCCAAUCAGCUGUUGGCACUGCAGCACGUCGGGGAUUAACCCAGAGAUGCGGGACUGUCUGAACAGCUGCCCCAAGACCCUCUACAAUGACAUCAAAGCCCAAAAACCCAAACGCAAGCCGGUGACAGCCCCCUCAACCAGGCCUAGCAAACAACCCCGCACCUCUGAGCCCCCCAUCUUGGCCCCUUCCCUCUCGGUUGUAGACCCCGCAGCCCGCCUGCAGGAGAACUAUCAGCAGCUGGCAGCAACCGUCAAGGAGCGGGGGCUUUUCACCAGCAAGGCCCUGCCAGAGGACUUCCUCUUCUUCCUGCCUGACUUUGUGUUCAAGGGCAACGACUUCGAGCUCGUCGAACCAAGCCUUCAGAAGAAGCGUUUCCCCAAAACUGUCGUCCUGGGGUGUGCAAAAACAACCAAUGGGAACGGGGUCCUCAUGUGCACCUCCUGCUCGGAGCCCCUCUGUGUUCACGUCAGCGUGCUGGAACGGCUCGUGGACGUGACCAAGCUCAAAGCCCCUGUUAGCGAGAGAAGGCUGCCACCCAAGGAAGAGCCGCCGGCGGAAGAGCCACCUGAACAGAAGCCAAAAGCCAAGAAACAGCAGCUGUCUAAACUGGGUUUCAAGGCCACUGAGGACUACUGGGCGGUGCAGUUGGACAAGGAGAAGCGCUGGGUCCUCUGCGGGAAGACGGAGGACGGUACCUGGGCCUGUCAGAAAUGCAAAGGAGAAGGAGCGUGCAAGCAUGCCUGCGAGGUCACGGGCCUCCCCUACCUGCCUCCGGUAGUCACGAAGAGGUACUCACGAGACCCCUCGUUGGAAUGGGCCGACAUCCCCCCAGAAACUCCGCCCCCGGUCAAACCCAAGUCCAGGGAGACGACUGUGUGCGACGCCUGCCGGCCGGCACAUGCUGACGGCAUCCCGACGCACCAGUUCCAUGGCUGCAGCCACCAGGGCAGGCGCGUGCACGUUUGCACUGAAGCUUGUGCAAUUUUCCCCUGUUCCCCCAUCCCCAAAGCCCAGCUGAGCGACGAGGGAGGGCCUGUGAACCGACUGAUGCAGCGGGAGAUGCAAGAGGCCGCUGCAAAGGGCAUCUUCAGUGAGUCCUCCCCAACCUCCAACGUGGCGCCCUGUGGGGCCAGGUGGUUGCGGGAAAACCCCAAAACUGCCCCGUUCUACACUGAGGCCGACACUUCGAAGGUGGCCCUCUGCGUCUGGCGGUGCAACGCAAGUUGUUGCGUUUUGCGGCCGCACAUUGACGAGAUCUACUUCCAGCCCCCGUCUGAACUGCGUGUGAGCCACAAGGUCCUGGCACAGGAGACGAAUCUGCUCUACAAGGGCAAGACCUUCAAGCUGCUCGCUGAACGUGCUGAGGAAGAGGGUCUUCUUCGCCCUGGACGGGAGCCGCCUCUGGCCCGAGACGCCUUGACGCGCUGGUUCCAAGGCUACCUUCGCACAAUCCUGGCAACCGCACCCCGCCCUGAGCUUCCCCCACAGCCAGGCCCGAAUCAAUGGACGCCUGCCCUGCGGGAGCUGCUGCGAGAGAGCCCAGUGCUUCUGCUGGAACCCGCUGACCCUCAGACGCUUGUGGGUCGGACCUUCUGGAAGCUGUUCUCGGCGGACCAGCAGUGGUGGCGGGGGCGUGUGACCGGCUAUUCUUUGACUUCUGACAAAGGAGAGCUCUUCCCGCAUUACAAGGUCGAGUAUCCCGGGGACGAACAGCGCGAGGAUAUGACCUGGCGCGACCUCUGCAACCGGCUGAAUCCACUGGAGGAGGGUGACGAUCAGGAUUGGGGCCCGCAUCCACGUGAGUGGUCCCCCCCGGGCUGGCGAGACGGCGCCUCAAGGGUCGAGACAACGGCACCCUCUGCCGCGAACCAAGACGUUCUCGCAGACCACCAUCAGAAGCCCUGGCCCACCUGCCCCAUCUGCAAGGAGUUCCCAGAGGCCCUCUACAUCGACUGCAGGGAGGCGCACAUGAAGCACAUAUACAAAGACCCCCAUACUGGGGCCUACGUCAACGUCCUGCCCAUCAUCUACCCCUUUGCCAACAGGGUCGCAGCACUGGACAUCAACCCCUACAGAGCGGAUUGCUGCUGUCACAGGCCGAAGCAGACAAGCGACAACAGCUCCAUUAUGGGUGCUCCAAAGGUCGUAGCAGGGGCGCAGUUGCGGAAGCUCCUGAAGCAGUGGAGCGGACACAUUCCGGUGUCGAUGAAGUACGAGCGGGGGAAGAAGGAAGCAGUGCCCAUCCCUGUCCCUGAUGCCCAGCCUAAGCCUCUAAGUGUGGCGGAACGCGAGAAGCUCAGCAACCUGGCCCCAUGCGUCUACAAACUCGUCGACUACAUCGACCGCAACCACGCAAGCCUGUGCCCCAAUCCCGCGUACCGAGCCCUGUUCUACCACCUGGGCUUCCUGCACAGCGACGCCGAGCUCCUCAGGCACGGUGCUCAGGAUACGGUCGUGCAGAUCCUGAUGACUCUCAAGCUGUCCUCAGGAGCUCCGCACAUAGAGAUUGAGUGCGAGUGGGACCAGGCCCUGCAUACUUACGCCCCGUGCCUGCAGGCCGUCCUGCUCAGCGGCAAGGACGGCGAUCAGAGGCGCAAAGGGUUCCGGAAGUCUGGGGACACGUGGAAGUCCGGGGAGGUUUGGAAGGGCACCGGCUACAAGGUAAAAGCCCAGCUGCUGUACGCCCUCGCCCCGCUGCUCCAGCACCUGCUUCGCCUCUCAUUCUGGGAGACGGACUACACUGCGAAUCACCAAGCGUCCGCGCUGCUGUGCGAGGCCCUGGGGGUGGAGAGGGGCGAGAUCUGCUGGGGGUGUCUCCCUGGGGAUCGCGGGUUGCAGCGGGUGGGGAAGGACGUCUACUUCGACAGGGUGGAGGAGCUUGUUGACGAGAUCAGGGAGCUGAUGUCGGGGCCGUGCCGGGGCACCUCGGACGGGAUCCUUGCAGGGGAGGCCUACGUUGCCAACCAGCACCGGCUCAGCUCCAGCAAUGUCUACCACCGGGUAUUCCGCGACGUCCCGCAAUACGCAGGGAAGGAUAGAGCUAACGGGAAAUGCGUGGGUGGUGAGAGGGUCGUCAAGUGCAACGAGGAGACUGGCGAGACGACCAGCAAUGGCUGCCCAGAGCUGGUCUCAGACGAGGUGCCAGUGAAGGGGGUUCGGCGGCAGAAGGGGGACAGAAGUGACACGGAUGGGGUGAUGUUAGUCACGUGCAAGCAUUGCUUCGUCUACUAUUACCACGUCCUUCUCCGCCACGAGUCUCUGCGUGACGUCUUCACCUUCCUCGUCACCCGCUUCCAGCACCGGCCUCCCAAUUUUAUCAUCUACGACAACGCUUGUGAAUUUGCUCGCUACUGCAGAGCGCGCUGGCCAGAGUUCUUUGCUCACACCAUGUUCUUGACCGACAACUUUCACGGUGUCACCCACAAGUGCUCUGACGAGUUCAAGUACCAUGUACACCUUCUGGACAAGGGCCGCGAGUUCCAGGGACUCCCCAAUACGUCCGUCCCCGAGCAGAUCAACAGUCUCAUGAAGCGCUUUGACAGCACACAAGCUGCCUCCACCAUCACCAACGCCAUGCUGGUGUACGACUACUUCAUCUACCGGCACAACAUGAAGCUGCAUGCAGAGUGGUUGGCAAAGCGCUGGGCACAAGGAUCAAUAGCCGUCUAG
Klebsormidium nitens is the source of this 4362-nucleotide messenger RNA. The record is from the annotation of a GenBank genome assembly. NCBI's taxonomy places the organism in Eukaryota, Viridiplantae, Streptophyta, Klebsormidiophyceae, Klebsormidiales, Klebsormidiaceae.